CACUUUGGCGGUGAGCUGCGGAAAGAAAUAACAGAUGCUUAAUUGUUCAAAGAGCACCAGGUAAAACUGAUGUUGUCAGCGCGACAGUUCAUAAAGAAUUGGCGCCUAAACAAAAUGACGAAAGCGCUUAUUAUAAUGAGCCGAGGGGCGUUCAAGGACCCUAAACAACUUCACGUUUAAGAAAAUGCUUUGGCUACUACUGCGUUUUUAUUCAUCAUAAUAACUGGAAAACGUUCCCCAUCGGUGUGUCGUCGCCUCGGGCCACAGAGAUGGACAAGUUUCUGCUUGGGGGACAGGAUGAACAUCUGUGCAACAACGAUGUCCCACGAAGAAGUCCCAGGAAAAAGAAGACAAAGAUGGAGGAACACGAGUGCAUAGAGAAGGAGGAGGAAAAGGACCCGUGUUUUGAAGAGUUCUCUCAUCCUAUUCCUUGGCAAAAAGUAGAAGCAGAGGGACUGGACUGUGAUUACGCGUUGCUCUUCUUGAAAGAAGAGGCAGAUAACCUUUUCAGGCAGCUGGAGGAAGAGGUGGUGUACUCAACAGGAGAGGAAGCAAAGGUCCAAGUGUUUGGAAAGGUGUACAGCAUCCCCAGGAAACAGGCGACCUAUGGGAACGCAGGCCUCACCUACACUUACUCCGGAGUGAGGCGUCUGGCUUCUACCUGGACUCCGACCUUGGAGUACAUCCGAAACGCGGUCACAGACGCAACCGGACAGAAGUUCAACUUCGUCUUGAUCAACAGGUACAAAGAUGGACAAGACCACAUGGGGGAGCAUCGGGACGACGAGAAGGAGCUGGACCCUUCCUGUCCCAUCGCUUCCGUCUCUCUGGGAGCAGCUCGAGACUUUGUCUUCAGACACAGAGACGCUCGAGGGAAACGGAGCAGCCGGCAGAUGGAUCCCGUGAAGCUGGAGCUGGCUCAUGGAAGCCUGCUCCUCAUGAACCCCCCCACCAAUACCUUCUGGUACCACAGCCUUCCGGUUCGGAGGAAGGUCCUCUCACCUCGCAUUAAUCUGACCUUUAGACGCAUCUUGGAGGACAUCACUAAACAGUCACAGAGGAUCAUUAACAGCAAAAACCCAGAUUAAAGAUUGCAUUUUUAACAAAUACCUCUCAGGUCAAAGUUUUUCUGAAGAAAUAUUAAAUAAAAGUUUUAAUAUACUGUCUAAACAUUUUCAAUAAAUCUGUUUCUAUAAAGAAACAGAUGUUUUUUUCUUUUCAAUUUGUUUUAAAUAAAGAUUUUAGCAGGAAGAAAUCUUCCACAUGUUUAUGCUUGUGGAGGCAUCACAAAAGGCAAAUUUGAGGGUUUUUUUUUUUUAGCUUGAG
Poeciliopsis prolifica (blackstripe livebearer) is the source of this 1326-nucleotide messenger RNA. It is a transcript of the gene alkbh2, whose product is annotated as alkB homolog 2, alpha-ketoglutarate dependent dioxygenase. The record is from RefSeq and is a predicted model, not a curated record. Bases 270 to 1088 code for a protein of 272 amino acids. Gene Ontology annotation, biological process: DNA repair. NCBI's taxonomy places the organism in Eukaryota, Metazoa, Chordata, Actinopteri, Cyprinodontiformes, Poeciliidae. The transcript has 4 exons.